UACGGCGAAAUUGUUUCAGAGAGUUACAAUUUGGAUGUGAAGUCACCAUUCUCAGCCCAACCUAGAGAAGACUGUUGACACUCCAGUUAGAAUGGUUCCAAUAACCUACCCUGCAGAAUGCUUCAGAUUCACAGAAUUUACUUUGUAAAAACAAUGCGAGAGGUGUAAGACUCUUCCAUUUAGAUCCACAACUUCAAAUUCUCAGCAUGGAAAACUCAGAGAAGACAGAAGUGGUUCUCCUUGCUUGUGGUUCCUUUAAUCCUAUCACCAACAUGCACCUCAGGCUGUUUGAGCUGGCCAAGGACUACAUGAAUGGAACAGGAAAAUACAGGGUUAUCAAAGGCAUAAUUUCUCCUGUCGGUGAUGCAUAUAAGAAGAAAGGACUCAUCUCUGCCCAUCACCGACUUAUCAUGGCCGAACUCGCCACCAAGAACUCAAACUGGGUGGAAGUUGAUACAUGGGAGAGUCUUCAGAAGGAGUGGGUGGAGACUGCUAAGGUGCUAAGACACCAUCAGGAGAAGCUGGAGGCUAGCGCCUGUGAUGACCAGCAGAACUCACCUGUGCUGGGAAGGCCUGGACGGAAGAGGAAGUGGGCUGAACAAAGACAAGACUGUAGUCAAAGGAAAUCCCCAGAGCAAACAAAAACAAAAGGUGUGCCAAAGGUAAAGUUGCUGUGUGGAGCAGAUUUCCUGGAGUCCUUUGGUGUCCCCAAUCUGUGGAAGAGUGAGGAUAUCACCAAAAUAGUGGGAGAAUAUGGGCUUAUAUGUGUUACUCGGGCUGGAAAUGAUGCUCAGAAAUUUAUCUAUGAAUCCGACGUGCUGUGGAAACACCAGAACAACAUUCACUUGGUGAAUGAAUGGAUCACCAAUGACAUCUCAUCCACCAAGAUCCGGCAAGCAUUGAGAAGGGGCCAGAGCAUUCACUACUUGGUACCAGAUCUUGUCCGAGAAUAUAUUGAAAAGCAUAAUUUGUACAACUCGGAGAGUGAAGAGAGGAAUGUUGGGGUUAUCCUGGCUCCUUUGCAGAGAAACAUUGCAGAAGCUAACACAGAAGAAAUUCUCUAGCAUGAUAUUUUGGGCUUCCUUUUUGGGAAUUUGAAACAAUAUGGAUGUUACUAACCGGGGAAAGGAAUUCUGGUCCUCUCUAAUAAACUAAAGUUUAAAAGUUGGGUAAAAAUCAGUAGUAAAUUAAAAUCAGGUUUAUCUUUUCAUCAGAAAUUGCGAUGAAUGUUUUCAGUAUUUUUUUUUGAAUAUGCAAGUCCCUUUAUCUUUAAAACAAGAGUUAGCAGUGCUGAAACCAAAAGAACAUUCAGUCAGACUAACCACAAAGCAAAUU
Messenger RNA from Vicugna pacos (alpaca), 1335 nucleotides. NCBI's taxonomy places the organism in Eukaryota, Metazoa, Chordata, Mammalia, Artiodactyla, Camelidae. The record is from RefSeq and is a predicted model, not a curated record.